Molecule: messenger RNA, 978 nt
Organism: Diaporthe batatas
Lineage: Eukaryota; Fungi; Ascomycota; Sordariomycetes; Diaporthales; Diaporthaceae
Exons: 1
Coding region: 1-978 (325 amino acids)
Source: RefSeq, a predicted model, not a curated record
AUGGCUCCUCCUGUCCCAUUCAUCGAGGAGGAUCAGCUCUUCCUCGAUGGCCAUUUAGAAACGGUCCCAGGGCACCCCUACCUCAAGUUAUCCGACUCAGCCUCCGUGUCUCGGUUCCUGCAAUUGGAGCUAUCUACGGAACGGCUAAGGGAUGUGUACUCCAUACUCUUCCUGACGUCUAAGCCGCGAAACAUCAGCCCAUUACACCACCAAGCCCUCAAGGGUCGCAAGAUCAUCAUCACGGAACAGGCUGACUUGCACCUUGUCACAUACCCGGGCAGGAUCCUGAUUAAGCCUUUACCGCUGUGGCUGCUCAGCCAUGCCUUCUACCAAACUCAGCUCGUUCACCCCCGCGCAGGUGCUGGCGACCUGGCCGGGGAGGCCCACGGGUUCCUUCGGACUUACGCGAGCCUCAUACAGCACGAGUCCGACUUGUCUAUCGCCAAGAAGGAAAACCUCAUUCCUAGGUACAUCAAGUGGGACGCCUGGUGUCGCUUCAUCAACCAGCUCAAGUAUCCCUUCAAGGUCUCCUCCGAGCGCGUCGAGACCGAGGUCCGCAAGUCGCGUAACAGCGGAGAAGCGCUCCUGGUCGACGCCGUGCCUCUCUACAGCGACUCGCUCGUCUCCCCGCGCUAUCACUAUGGCGAGAUCGGCCUGAUCCGUCUCAACCUUUGGUGCUUCCUCACGUUCCGCGAGUGGGAGUACCUGCCUGUGCACUAUGAUUACGCCGCCUACUUUGCUCGGUACCUUGCGCCGUGCCUUUUCGUCUUCGGCGCCUUGACUGUGAUCUUGUCGGCGAUGCAGGUAGACAUUGCCGCUCACCCUAUGGAUUCGACAUAUAUCCGAUACUCCUCACGCUUCGUUGGGCUCACUGUCGCACUCACGAUCAUCAGUUGUGUGUUCUUCCCUGCCUUAUAUAUCUUCUUCGCUGCCCGCGAGCUCUACUUUUAUUUUGUAUACUUCCGGCCUCAGCUCUGA